AUGUUGACCUGUCUCGGAUUAGCUUCGUGUCCGCAUGAUCGACAAGAUCCCUCUAGGCCCAAAAGUCGAGAUGCAAUACCGAUCCACCAUCUGCUCAAUGCUCCAGAAGAUGACGACUUCAUCGGACACUUUCCGAUUCGUGACACGGCACAGGACCCAACUGGCGACGAUGAUGAUGCUGUCAUUGCUGAAGCAGAGGAUUCUUCGGAAGCGUCACAUUGGAGCGAUGACUACGACGCAAACGAUGUCUUUAUUGGAGCAGAGAUGCUUGAGCUCGGCGUAGCUUUUGAUAACUUCCUUGGAGGGUUUGAGACGAUGACUUUCGGUAACUUCCCGUUGCAUCACGAUCUGUCGGAGAUAAUCAGCGAAGGUGGGGUGUCAUCUCCCAUGGACAUGGCUCUUGAGCCUCGGGCGUUCGAAAUAAGACAACUCUUGAUGGGAACAGCAUCCAGCCUUGCCAUGGCCUAUCCAGAUAAUCCGAGGCUGGGACACUUGGGCGGUGCUAUCCAACUGCUCACCCAUAUCGAAUUGGAUUACUGCGUCAACCUGUACUUCAACAACUAUCACCGUCAUUGUCCCAUCCUCCAUCGACCGUCUUUCCAACCGACGAUAGUGCCAAUACCUCUCCUACUUACCACGGCUGCUCUCGGUGCCAUGUACUCCCCAGAUCCCACCAAGGUGGCUUGGAUGAAGAGUCUUUUCGAUGUCAUGGAGGCAUAUAUAUUCGGCCUGCCCGGUCUCAGGGACGAUUUUAUGGGUGGCUUCAGCCUUACAGAAGCACCAGAUGAAGAGACCCUCAACUACCAGUUUCAGAUAUUUCAAGGGGCAUAUUUGAUGGUUGUCACUCAAUUCUUCUCCGGUAACUUGGCCGGACGAAGGAGGGCAAGACGACAGAGGUUCUGCACAAUCACGAGUAUCGCUAGAGCGUUUCGCCUGCCAACAGCCCAGCAUGGAAGCAUGACUGUCAUCCACGAUGAGGCUUCAUUUCAACGAUGGAUGCAAAAUGAAAGCCGAAUCCGGACGAUGAACAUCAUCCUUGCCUUGGAUUCAGCCAUGGGGAUAUUCAACAACGUCCCUCCACGGAUCAAUUACUGCGAGCUAGAUUUGCAGCUGCCCUGCCAUCCAGAAUAUUUCGACCUCUCUAGCUACGCGGAGAUGCUGCAACGAUCGUUAUUUCCUUGGCCUCGAAUGAAGUUGAUUGAUGCUUUCCAGAGACUUUUUACCCCAUCAGACGAGCUAAUGCCUGUAUACGAACAUGAAGUACUCUGUUGUUGGGACAUGCUUUAUUUGAUCCACGUGCUCUUCACACACUGUUGGCAGCACCUGUUGGGAAACCCACUGAACCGUGUAUCACCCUCCAGGCUCGCCUGCGCACCGCCCAGUAUCUUCGAACCCAUGAAGAUGGCCCUGGCCAACUGGAAGUUGCUGUGGGACGAAGCUCGUGCCAGAGUGGCAAGGUCAGCGGUUCCAGAAAUGGGCUUCGAAACCUCUGCCGACAGUUACUGGACUCUUACUCGGCUGAUCGUCCAACGAUCCGAAGCCACAACUGAGAAUGCGAGCUGUCCUCGCCCGGAAACUGCCAAUUCUCCCUCGAACGGCACUGAAAGCAGUGCUCGGCCCGCCACGAAUGGAUUUAAGUCAGGACUGUCUAGUGUUGGCUUGGAUUUUAUGCCCCUUCCAGCAGAUUGUGAUAGCCAAGGGUCCCAUUUGAGGAAGAUCCUUAGAAGAUGA
Molecule: messenger RNA, 1731 nt
Organism: Capronia coronata CBS 617.96
Lineage: Eukaryota; Fungi; Ascomycota; Eurotiomycetes; Chaetothyriales; Herpotrichiellaceae
Exons: 4
Coding region: 1-1731 (576 amino acids)
Biological process (GO): regulation of transcription by RNA polymerase II; DNA-templated transcription
Cellular component (GO): chromatin
Molecular function (GO): RNA polymerase II cis-regulatory region sequence-specific DNA binding; zinc ion binding; DNA-binding transcription factor activity, RNA polymerase II-specific
Source: RefSeq, a predicted model, not a curated record